Messenger RNA from Venustampulla echinocandica, 456 nucleotides. RefSeq names its product putative 60S ribosomal protein L19, mitochondrial. The transcript has 2 exons. Gene Ontology annotation, cellular component: ribosome; mitochondrial large ribosomal subunit. Bases 1 to 456 code for a protein of 151 amino acids. The record is from RefSeq and is a predicted model, not a curated record. Lineage: Eukaryota; Fungi; Ascomycota; Leotiomycetes; Helotiales; Pleuroascaceae. Gene Ontology annotation, molecular function: structural constituent of ribosome; large ribosomal subunit rRNA binding. Gene Ontology annotation, biological process: translation.
AUGUCGAAAGCACGCGCGGUUACGGAUCAGGUUGUGAAGUUGAUUGUCGGCGCUGGGCAGGCGAGCCCAAGUCCUCCUGUUGGCCCUGCGCUGGGAAGCAAAGGUGUGAAAUCUAUGGAUUUCUGCAAAGAGUUCAACGCGAGAACAGCCCAUAUGGUCACAGGGACACCAACUCCCGUACGUGUUACCGUCCGACCUGACCGAAGCUUUCAUUUCGAAGUCCGCACACCUGCAACAUCAUAUCUACUCUUAAGCGCUGCGCAAGUUGAGCCGGUCAAAGGAAAGCUCAAGGGCAAGACGGGAAACCAGAUUAUUGGGGAGGUCAGCCUCAAACAUGUCUAUGAAAUUGCGAAGAUUAAGCAGAGUGAAAUGAGGUUGAGCGGGUUGAGCUUGGAGGGGCUCUGUAAAAGCGUUAUUGCGCAGGCGAAAACUAUUGGAGUUGCGGUUAAGCCUUAA